GAAGAAGUAGAUAUUGACAGUUUUGUCAAGAGUAUACCACACGAUGUCAAUGACUGGGAGAUAUAUCAUGCAGAUAGUUUGACCUUAGAGAAAAUAGGAGAUGGCUUCUUUGGUGAUAUAUACAAGGUAGCAAUGAUUAAAAGCUAUUUAUUAUAGCGUUCUAAUUUAAUAUUUCAACACAAUGUCAGAACAUCAAGCAGUCUUUGUCUGUGCUUCGAUGCUUCGACGCUUCUAGUACUAUUAUAGUUAAAACCCCAAACAUGUAUUCUGGAACUUAUUACAACGAUUUAAAAGGGUUUGUUUGUGAUUGUAACGAUUGAAAAAUGUUUAUUUAAACUACGUGCAAUAAAUCAUGUAUAAAGUAUGAAUAGAAGCGUAAGAUGUUUGUAGUACUGUAUAUAAAAAUACAAGUUGUGGCAAAUUUUAGUAAAUUUAAUAGUGCCCUGCACUGCAGCAAUAAUCUUGGUAAUUUCAGUGAAUGUAGCUCGGAGUGUAGCUAUAGACGUUGUCAUUGUCACGUAAUAAUACUGACUUUCACACACAAAUAAAACAACAUUUUCAAAGGAGCUUGUCUUGUUUAUUAUGUAGUGAUAAAGUGUUACAGACAGCUGAACAUUAUAUAGACAACUUCGAUGCAUGAAAUACAGCCUACUAUAUUGUAUAUAAGUUUGCACUUAUUUGUUUACCUCUUUGUCUAUAAAGUUACUGACUUCGAUCCAUGCAUUCUUAUUGUAGGCUACGGAUUCAAAAACCGGCAAAAUAUUUGUCAUCAAGACUAUGAAGAAAGCAACCAAGAUGAAACUGAUGUGUGCGGAAAUACGACUUAUGGCUCGGUUGAAGCAUCCCAAUAUAUUAAGGCAUGUCUGAGAGUUUUCGUUUUCUCUCUUGAAUUUGUUUUGUAGCUUUGUGGCUUGCAUUGUAUAAAUUGCUACAUCGCUCCAGGAGACGAAGUUUUAAUAAUUUCCAAAACAAUAAUAGUUCUUGCAAAUCAGCAAUUAUUAAAUCGUCCUUUGUGUGUUUAUAAUAGAUUUCUUGGUGUAUGUCUCGACACUUCUGGAAUUCACUUGCUUACCGAGGUGAGAGUUGCAUAAUAUUAUAAUUUGUAAUGGAAGUAUUUUUGUAAAUAAAUAAAUGCGAACUAACUCGUUUGAUUUUGCUGAUUGUGUGCUUUAAUUAAGUAAACAUGGAAGAUUUUUAAUUUUAAUAAAGGGUAUUUAUGGUGUUUUGUAGUAUAUGGAAAUUGGCAAUUUAGAGGAAGUUGUUGAAGACAAUAGGGAGCCAUUGCCGUGGUCCCUGCGUAUGAAGCUUGCCCAUGAUAUAUCCAAAGGCAUGGCCUAUCUGCAUAGUGUUGGGGUAAUCCAUCGCGAUUUAGCAUCUAAGGUUUGUUUACAGAUUUCGCGAUACUAAGUGAAUAUAUUUACAUUCCGUUGUAUCCGCCUCUUAAAAGAUAAACAUGCUGACAAACUUGAGUGUUUGUAAUGAUAAUUUCAACUAAAUUCCGUUUGUUCUUUCUUAUCUAGAAUGUGCUAAUUUCAAACGAGAGCAAUGGUUACACUGCAGUCGUUGCAGACUUUGGUCUAGCUGCCAAAAUUCCAUCAAGGUAUGUUAAUUUUACAUAUCGUACAUUUGUAACAAACAUUAUCCAAUAUCAUUCAAUAAUUAACUUUUAAAAUAUCCAACAGUGCCUUUGCGACAAAACGCUGUAUGCUCUUGCAGUUAAACAGAAAAAAACUAAAAUGAAACAUUUCCCUGAUAUUAACUGUCAAAAUGCUUCAAAAUGUAACCAGUUGAAUAGAAAUUUUAUAACAGUUCCAAUGUAGUAGGUUGGUGUAGUAUAGAAGUAUUAUCAAAGGCUGUUUUAUUAUUAACCAAGUCUUGCACACACUUGAAUUUGUAUAAAGAAUGAGUCUGUAGUGAGAUGAAGUAACUAGGAAUUAGAGGUGUGCAUCGGAUUGGAUUGGACGUUUAUAAUCCGACAAUUGGCUAAUGUUUAAAACCCGAUCCGAUCCGAAAUUGUCUAAUCCGAAUCCGAUUCGAGUUUUGAUAAAGAAUUCCGAUCCAAAGAAUCCUUUAAUAAAAUAAAUUUCUAAUUCAAGUGGAAAUAUUUAACCAAAUAAUAACUAUUAAUAUGUAUAAUUAAUUCAUUUUAUUUUGAAUAUCGAAGUACGAUCCGACUAUAAAACAACUUUAUCAAUCUGAUCCAAUCCAAAAUGAAUAUUUUUGUUCCGAAAUUCAAACCGAUCGGAUCAGAUUCGUAUCAGAUUUGCACACCUCUAAUAGGAAUGAUCCUUGGACCUGGAACUGGUUGUUUGAAAGCCAGUUAGCUUAAUCCUGGACCUAGGUUAACCAAAUUAAAAUGUUAAAGAAAAUUUCCCAACAAGUUGAAAUUGUUUUUCCAGCUAACCAGUGAGGUGUUAAAUUUAAUCCAGUCUCGAACAACUGGCUGCUGAUGGUUGAUCCACCAAAAAUGUAGUAUAUGUCAAAAUCCAUACAUUAAUUGAUUCAUGUCAGCUUAUCAACAAACACAAGCAUUCUUGCUUGUUUACCAGUAAAUUUGUCUGAAACUAUGAAACAUAAUACUUUGGUAUAAGCUGAUGAGUUAAACUUUAUGUUAAAAACAUCCACAACCCAUAAGGCAUAAUCCAUAAACUAGAGAAAAUAAGUUUUUCGUUUACAACUUUUAACAAAGUGAAAGAAACAGAGUGACAGGGAACAGCGUUCCAAUGUCUUGACAUGUGGGUUAAUAUGGCUUCGCACGUGCGGUCCACCGGUCACAUUUAUAUAAACUAUAAUCUAUAUGUAUAUCAAUAUAUAAUACUUGUCUAUACCGUCCUAUAACUUUCCAAACAUUUGUCGGUCAGAUAUGAGCUUUAAAUUAUGGUUUUAUAUCUGUAAGUCGCAUACAAAUCAAAAG
Paramuricea clavata is the source of this 2914-nucleotide messenger RNA. NCBI's taxonomy places the organism in Eukaryota, Metazoa, Cnidaria, Anthozoa, Malacalcyonacea, Plexauridae. The record is from the annotation of a GenBank genome assembly.